Molecule: messenger RNA, 5094 nt
Organism: Megalobrama amblycephala (Wuchang bream)
Lineage: Eukaryota; Metazoa; Chordata; Actinopteri; Cypriniformes; Xenocyprididae
Exons: 2
Coding region: 28-4593 (1521 amino acids)
Biological process (GO): DNA integration
Molecular function (GO): nucleic acid binding; zinc ion binding
Source: RefSeq, a predicted model, not a curated record
GAUUUUCUGAAUGCGUGUCAAGAUGCCAUGCCUUAUGUCAAGGGUCUCGACAUUUUAAAUGACUGGGAGGAAAAUCGGAAGCUCGUUCACAAAUUGCCAGACUGGGCAGCUUUAAGUUGGAACCGACAAGUCACGCAAAGUCUAAAUGAAAAUCAAGAAUUCCCAAGUUUCAAGGAGUUCGCUAGAUUCACAUCGAACGAAGCUGAGAUUGCUUGCAAUCCCAUUACUUCCUUUCAUGCCCUUCGUUCAUUAGAUUCUAUCACUGAGAAGAGAAAUCUCAGAGAUGUGAAGAAAAACAAGGCUAGUGUUUUUACCACUCAAACAGUCAAUGACAAUGAAAACCACAAGUCAGUACAAAGGAAGGCUAAGACUUCAUGUAUACUUUGUCAAGAUAAUAAACACCAGCUUCAUGCAUGCUCCAAGUUCACUGAGAUGGCGUUGGUUGAGCGACGCAACUACAUAAAGGAGAAGAAACUCUGCUAUGGAUGCCUGAAACCUGGCCAUAGUGUGAGAAACUGUCUUCAUCGUCAUUUUUGUGACCACUGUAAGGGAAAGCAUCCUACAGCUCUGCAUGAUGACAACUAUAAAAGAGAAAGGUCUACAUCAGAACCAGAGACAAAUCGAGGUGCUGCUGCAACAUCACUCAGUGUAGCAGGUGAAGGCUCAUCUAACACAUCAAUGGUGAUACCAGUCUGGGUUUCAUCUAAAAAUGAUCCAACAACUGAGAAGCUUGUGUAUGCACUACUUGACACUCAAAGCGACACUACGUUUAUUGACCAAGAAGUGAGUGAUGGUCUUAAUGCUGACAAGUAUCCAGUGAAAUUGAAGUUGACGACUAUGAGUGGUAAGGAUACAGUACUCACAAGCGAAGGUGUUUCUGGACUUCGUGUAAGAGGAUACAGUUCAGCAGUUCAAAUUGAUCUUCCGGUCGUCUAUACAAAGGACUGCAUACCUAUUAACCGCUCACAUAUUCCCACUUGUGAGACGGCUAAACAAUGGAGUCAUUUUGCAGAAAUAGUGGAUGAAAUCCAACCACUGAAGGACUGUGUAGUAGGUCUUUUGAUCGGCUACAACUGCUCAAGAGCUAUGGCACCAAGGCAAGUCCUUUUAGGAGAAGACGAGGAUCCCUAUGCUGUAAGGACGGAUUUAGGAUGGAGUAUUGUAGGGCGCUCACUACAAACCCAUGAUGCGUUGAGCACACACCACUUGUGUCACAGAAUUACAGUUAAGGAGCUACCUCCGAUAACUCCGACCGACGUCAUUCGCAUUUUAGAGUCUGACUUCAAAGAUGGCAGUGACGACAGCAAAAUUGUGUCACAAGAUGACAUCACAUUCCUCAACAUACUGGAUGAGGGAAUAAGGAAAAACAUACAUGGCCAUUAUGAGAUGCCUCUGCCCUUUAAAACCAGACCCAGUUUGCCUGACAACAAAGGCUCCGCUAUGACACGCCUCCUUCACCUUAAAAGGAAAUUGCAACGGGAUGAAAGGUUUAAGAAGCUUUAUGUUGAGUUCAUGGAGGAAGUCAUCGGAAACGGAGAUGCUGAGCAGGUCAAGGACGGUGGGAGUGAAGGAGAGAGAUGGUACAUUCCCCAUCAUGGUGUGCAUCAUGCGAAGAAGCCAGAUAAACUUCGUGUAGUGUUCGAUUGCUCAGCCAGAUAUAAAGGAACAAGCUUGAAUGAUCACCUCCUCUCUGGGCCUGACAUGUUGAACAACUUAAGUGGAGUUCUCAUCCGUUUCCGACAGCACCCCAUUGCAUUGAUGUGCGACAUUCAAAAGAUGUUCCAUCAGUUUCAUGUGGUCGAAGCUGACCGCAACUUCCUGCGCUUUCUUUGGUGGAAGCAAGGAGAUUUGAACUCACAGCCCAGCGAGUUUCGCAUGAAAGUGCAUCUGUUCGGUGCAGCUUCCUCCCCGGGUUGUGCAAACUAUGGGAUGAAACACCUAGCUAAAGAGAAUUGCGGCAUCUACACUCAAGGAUCGAGAUUUGUUAUGAGAGACUUUUAUGUAGAUGAUGGGCUCGCAAGUGUUGAAAACACUAAAGAUGCUAUUCAGCUUGCCAGAGAGGCUCGUGAACUCUGCGCCAUGGGUGGUCUCCGACUACAUAAGUUUGUGUCUAAUGACAGAAAGGUAUUAGAGAGUAUACCACCCUCCGAACGAGCGAUCAACGUGAAAGAUAUGGAUCUCGCAUUUGAUGAUUUGCCACUUGAGAGAGCUCUCGGUAUUCAAUGGGAUGUGGAGUCUGACCGCUUUAGGCUUAACGUCAGUCUUAAGGAGCAGCCAGCGACACGACGUGGCAUUUUAUCUACAGUGGCUUCUCUGUACGAUCCUCUUGGGUUUGUGGCGCCAGUCAUCCUCAAAGCGAAGAUCAUUCUCCAGGAGAUGUGCAGACGGGGCAUUGGCUGGGACGAUCCUCUCACUGACGAGCUUCGUCCAAAAUGGGAACAAUGGAGAAGUGAUCUAGCCCACUUGGAUAAUUUCACUAUAUCCCGUACCUACUCACCUGUUGGAUUUGGAAGGAUCUCAAAGACAGAGCUGCAUCAUUUCUCUGAUGCCAGUGUGAAGGGUUACGGCCAGUGUUCAUACCUGCGACUCCAAAACGAAGAGGGUGAUAUUCAUUGUGCCUUAGUUGUAGGAAAAUCACGUGUCUCUCCAACCAAGGUCACAACUAUCCCAAGACUAGAAUUGACAGCAGCAGUUGUUUCCGUGAAGAUAAGCAACAUGCUUAAGGAGGAAUUGGGAUGUAUAAAUGCCGAGGAGUUCUUCUGGACCGACUCUAAAGUGGUCUUAGGUUAUAUAAGAAAUGAAGCACGACGAUUUCAUACGUUUGUGGCUAACCGGGUUCAGAAGAUUCAGCUCAGCUCAGCCCCACAACAGUGGCGAUAUGUCCCAACAAGUGAGAAUCCUGCUGACCAUGCUUCUCGAGGCUUAACUGCCAGUGAGCUUUUGUCAUCUACCUGGCUCACUGGACCCAAGUUUCUAUGGAACAAGGAAAUUGAGCUGGCUACAGAUGAAAUAUCAGAGUUAACCGUCGGAGAUCCAGAAGUCAGGAGUGUUUUAGCGCUCAGUACCAACACCACUGAAUGUGUGAGUCUCAUUGAUCGCUUUUCUAAGUUCUCAUCAUGGUCAAUAGCAACGCGAGCAGUUGCACGCAUUCUCAGGCGCAUAAGUAAGAACAGAUCAAACAGUCUCACCUCUGUAAUAGAAAGAGAAGAGGCAGAACAUUGUUUGAUCAAACAUCUGCAGAAAAAUGUGUAUCCUGAAGAGUUGAAACUGCUGAGCAAAGGGAUCCCUCUACCACAUCACAAUCCGUUACAUGCUCUUGAUGCUUUACUCCAUGAUGACGGUGUCCUCAGGGUGGGAGGGAGGCUGUGCAACUCCUCUCUUCCCAACUUCAUCAAGCACCCUGCAAUCAUUCCCAAAGAUCAUCAUAUCACGAGGAUGAUUAUUGCUUAUUGUCACGAGAAGAUGAAACAUCAAGGUAAAGGUCUUACCAUUAAUGAAAUAAGGCAAAGCGGUUACUGGAUUACGGGAAUCAACCGGGCGGUUGCAUCAUACAUUCGUCAAUGUGUCAUCUGUAGACGGCAACGCAGACCUAUGGAAGAGCAAAGGAUGGCCGAUCUACCCCCUGAUCGGUUGGAGCCAUCAUCCCCCUUCACUUUCUGCGGCAUGGACUGCUUCGGGCCAUUCAUUACAAAGCAGGGAAGAAAAGAGAACAAGAGGUACGGUCUUCUUUUUACUUGCCUUAGUUCCCGCGCUGUUCAUAUUGAGUUUCUUGAAGACAUGUCGACAGAUGCCUUCAUAAAUGGCCUUCGAUGUUUCAUUGCCAUACGUGGUACUGUUCGUCAGAUCAAAUCUGAUCGAGGGAGCAACUUCGUAGGAGCCAAAAAUGAGUUUAGAGAAGCUCUAAAGGAAGUCGAUGCAGACCGUCUGGCUGUAUUUCUUGCAGAGAAGCAGUGCGACUUCAGCAUGAAUGCACCCUAUUCUAGCCAUGCCGGAGGAGUGUGGGAACGACAAAUAAGGACAGUGAGAAGCGUUCUUAGGUCCACUCUUGCCCUUUCCUCUGGUAGAUUAGAUGAUGCUUCGCUACGGGCCUUUUUCUAUGAGGCUAUGGCUAUAGUCAAUAGUCGUCCUUUGACCGUUGACAAUCUCAGUGACCCCAAUAGCCUCGAACCACUUACCCCUAAUCAUCUUCUGACGAUGAAAUCUGUCCAGGCCUUGCCUCCCCCUGGUGAAUUCGUCAGAGAAGAUGUGUAUGGCAAGAAAAGGUGGAGACAUGUUCAAUAUCUCGCGGAACAGUUUUGGAGUCGAUGGCGAAAGGAAUACCUUGCCAAUAUUGCACUCAGACAGCGCUGGCAUGCUCCAAGAAGAAAUUUACAAGUUGGAGAUAUUGUAAUCGUGAAAGGAGAGGAUGUGCACAGGAACGAGUGGAGAUUGGGUAGGGUUUCAGAAACCACUACUGACAAAGAUGGACUUGUACGGAGAGUUAAAAUUCACCUUGGUGACAGUAAGCUUGGCAAGAAAGGUGAACGUCUUCACAAGGUGUCCGAGGUUGAGCGCCCAGUCCAGAAGCUUGUUCUGCUGUUGGAGAGUAAUUAAAUCUGCUCCUUCCCUCCAUAGUGCAAAGUAUUACAUAGUUAUAGAUAAGUUUCCAACAUUAGUAUAAGUUGUCUUUGUUCUUAUAUGGGCUCAGGGAAGGCAAUUUUCAGUUAAAAUCAUUCGUGCCUAAGGUGGUCUGUGUACCAUCCCAUUAUUCACUCAUGAUUGGUGGGAGUGUAACUAACUCUAAGGAAAGAGUAAAUAAGUAAUAAUUUCUUUUGAAUUUUAUUUUAUUCGUCUCCUCUGUUAAUGUAAUGAGCCCUUUAUUUUCCGCCUCUAUAGUGGAACGUUAAUUUCGCGUCUAGAAAGGCGGGACUGGUUAGUGAGACGCACACACGGAAGAAAGGAGAAAUUAAUCACAUGUCGCUCUAAAACGCUCCGAAAUCGUUUGUUUCUAAAGGAGAGGAGCGGAUAAUUAAGCACCUAGCUGGAACGGGAACAAGCUCUUACGGUGUUUCAAGAAGAAAAAGGUGAAAGAAAAUAAAAGUUUUUGAAAUAUCA